GUCCCACCCCCGAAGCCAAAGCUAAAGCCAGAGCCAGAGCCAGAGCCGUGCUGCAGAGUCUCUCCAGUUUUGCCCACUGCACGCUCUUCCUGACUGUCGCCGACCACGCAGGCAAACAGUGUCAUGAUCGACUAACUGCUUUCAUUCACGCGUUUAGUUGCGGGUUCCUGUGCUUUUGAACGAACUUGAAGAAUACAUUCUCGGACGAGGAGGUCAGUGCACGUCCGCUACAGCAGCAGUCAGAGGACAUCAAAGACUGUUACAGGACACAAUGCCGGAUCAAGCUUCAGAAAUUGUCGCCUUCCUCGGCCCCAGGGCAACGUACACUCACCAGGCCGCUCUAUCAGUCUUCUCCGCAGACAAGUAUAACCUGCAGCCAAGAAUCAACAUUGCAGACGUCUUCAGCGCCAUACAAAACGGAGAAGUGCGAUAUGGAGUUGUACCAUUUGAGAAUUCCAGCAAUGGCUCGGUGAUAUUCACUCUGGACCUGUUCGUCGACGCCCAGAACCGUCAUCCAGAUAUUCUCGUCGAAGGCGAAAUCUACCUUCCUGUGCACCACUGCUUACUUGCCAAACCUGCACGCUCGGACAGCAAGCUUGCAGCGUCAUCAUCAUCAAUAUCAGAGCGAGAAAGAGCAUUCCGAAAGUUUCCCGACGAAGCAUCCGGAACCUGCACACCGACACAAGCAGCUCCCAUCCCACCCAAGCCCCGAGUGAAGCCGAACCAAGACAUUUCCCACAUCACAAAACUCUACUCCCACCCGCAGGCGUGGGGGCAAUGCAAACUCUUCCUCAACACCUAUCUCAAAGGCAUCGAGCAACAAGACGUGUCCAGCACCAGUCGAGCAGCAGAACUAGUCGCUCAAGACGAAACAGGCACGAGUGCAGCCAUCAGCAGCAGAAUCGCAGGAGAUGUCAAUAAUCUCGAUAUCCUCGCCGAAGGCAUCGAAGAUAAAGAAGGAAAUACUACCCGUUUCUUCAUCUUGCGUAAUCGUCAAGACGUCUUCGCCACUGCUGCUUCUCAAUCGCCUAUCUCCGAGCCUAAUUCUAGUAGCGCCGUAGCAUCAACUGCCUUGCACAACACACUCGAUGACAGAGAAGACGACGACAACAACGAAAAAGAAGAAGAUGAAGAACAAAAAUACAAAACCCUCAUCUCUUUUACUGUAAACAACCAUAGCGAACCCGGUGCACUAGCAGAUUCCCUCGCAGUUUUCAAAAAAUACCAUCUCAAUCUCUCGAGUAUCAACAGUCGACCCAGCACCGAAAGCGCGUGGCAUUAUGUGUUUUUUGUGGAAAUUUUGGGUCGGAAAUUGCACAGAGAAGGAGUAGAAGGAGGGGGGAAAGUGAAUCGUGCUCUGGAGGAAUUGGGUGCGGUGGCUAGGGAGUGGAGAUGGUUGGGGAGUUGGGAGAAUAAACUUGCUGCUGCUGCGUGAGUGGAAAAAUGGCGAUACGGCGAUGUGGGUGGUAAAAGUAGAAUAUGUGGAUGAGUGGGAG
Sphaerulina musiva SO2202 is the source of this 1496-nucleotide messenger RNA. RefSeq names its product PDT-domain-containing protein. Bases 272 to 1435 code for a protein of 387 amino acids. The transcript has 2 exons. Gene Ontology annotation, biological process: L-phenylalanine biosynthetic process. Gene Ontology annotation, molecular function: chorismate mutase activity; prephenate dehydratase activity. The record is from RefSeq and is a predicted model, not a curated record. Gene Ontology annotation, cellular component: cytoplasm. NCBI's taxonomy places the organism in Eukaryota, Fungi, Ascomycota, Dothideomycetes, Mycosphaerellales, Mycosphaerellaceae.